Oncorhynchus nerka (sockeye salmon) is the source of this 2196-nucleotide messenger RNA. Its product is annotated as neuronal vesicle trafficking-associated protein 1-like. Gene Ontology annotation, cellular component: endosome; membrane. NCBI's taxonomy places the organism in Eukaryota, Metazoa, Chordata, Actinopteri, Salmoniformes, Salmonidae. Gene Ontology annotation, molecular function: clathrin light chain binding. The transcript has 5 exons. The record is from RefSeq and is a predicted model, not a curated record. The coding region runs from base 146 to 742 and encodes 198 amino acids. Gene Ontology annotation, biological process: endosomal transport; clathrin coat assembly; G protein-coupled dopamine receptor signaling pathway.
CCGAAUUACAUGCGCAAUCCUGCCGUGAAUCAGACAUCACCACGGUAACCGAACGGUAUUCACCAUUCUCUGCUUUACCCGUAAACAUCCGCGACGCAACCCUACCGAUCGUCAUCCUCGCACGCAAUUGGUCAGGCAGGCAGACAUGGUGAAGCUGGGCAGUAACCUGGCUGAUAAGCUGGUUAAAGAACAGUCUAUGGACGAUGGCUUUGAUAACAUCCCUCUCAUCACCCCUCUGGAGGUGAACCAGCUGCAACAGCCAUACUUAGACAAGGUAAUCGUGAAGACCACAACAGAGUAUCAGCUGCAGCAGAAGAAAAAGAAGAAGUUGUACGUCCCGGGAAUCAAGAAGCUGAAUAUAAAACUGUACGACGAGGUAUCAGAGAAGGUCAAGCUAACAGGUUUGAUCCUCAUCACCCUUGGGUUCCUGGCUUGUCUUCUCCUGCUGGUCAUGUACAAGGCUCUGUGGUACAAUCAACUUACCUGCCCAGAGGGCUUCGUUCUCAAGCACAAGCACUGCACCCCAGCAGCGGUGCUGGAGCCCUGGUACUACACAGAGCAGCAGCAGCAGGAGGACCCAGACGUGCCCCCCCGCUCCAGCAGUCUCUACACCGCCCUGGGUCACCUCAACCAGGCCAAGAGGAUCAUCCCCGAGCUGCCCCCGUCACCAUGGUUCCCCGUCAUCAACGCCCUGAAGCAAGCCGAGAGGGCCAAAGAGGAGGCGAGUCGUCCGAAGGAGUGAGGGAUGGAGGGAUUUCCAGAGGGAAAGGGUUUAGGAAGGGGGCGAUAAAGGUAUAAGGGUAUAUGGGGUUUCCAAAAGGAAGAGUUAGGAAGAGGGGAUGGAGAUGGAGAUGGGGGAAAAAGUGUUGUUUACUAGGGGAGUUGACUAUGAGGUAUUCUGGGUAACGCUCCAAAUGUCUGUUUAGGUGUCAGCGAACGUGACUCAUUUGCAGUAAAGUUAAUCUCUCUAUGACGUUAUCAGUGAGGACCACCGCCUUGUGUUAUGUGCGUGCGUGCCUGUGCGAGCGAGAGAGAGAGAGAGAGAGAGAGAGAGAGCGAGAGAGAGAGCGAGAGAGAGAGAGUGAGAGAGAGAGGUGAGAGAGAGAGAGAGGUGAGAGAGAGAGAGAGAGAGAGAGAGAGAGAGAGAGAGAGUGAGAGAGAGAGAGAGAGAGAGAGAGAGAGUGAGAGAGAGAGAGAGAGCGAGAGAGAGAGAGAGCGAGAGAGAGAGUGAGAGAGAGAGGUGAGAGAGAGAGAGAGUGAGAGAGAGAGAGAGAGAGAGAGAGAGAGAGAGAGAGAGAGAGAGAGAGUGGUGCGUGUGAGAAGCGUUGGAGAACUGAACAUAACAACAUUCCCUGAAAUGCUCACUAGAUUGUCUUUAUCAGACUAACAUGUUUUCAGGUUUUUAUUUUAUUCUGAACUGAAUGUAGAGUAUCGUUAGUAAUGUGGUCUGACAAGGUUUAGCGUUAUUACAUUUAGAUCGAACUAGACAUGUUUUUUGUAGAUUUUUACAUACACAGUUCGGAAAUAAAAUGUUUUGUUCUAUUCAGGAAGCACAGAGCCCACAUUAAUUUAGAAACAUGAUUGUAAAAAACAUAUUUAUCAUGCCUUUUUUUCUCAAUAGAUUUUCCAGCAGCUGUGAACAAUUUGUGUAUGAGGAUUUUGGUACAAUUGGGUACGAGGAACCUGAAUAUUUUCAGGUGGAAGAUAACCAAAUGGAUUGAUGUCAUUUCAAUUCAGAUGAUUUCGAAUGUAGUAGACUAGCAGGUGUACAAGUUGGAUUCCUGUCUCAUAAUAUUUUAACAUAACAUUAACUACCUAGAGUAUCCGUAUCUUUGUGUUUUCUAGUAUUUAUUUAAAGACCUAUUUAUUAUGAGCUUUACUUUAUUCCUUAAGCUAUUUAUUUGAUUUUUUUUUUAUUUGGGUGAAAAGCUUGGAGGAUUACAUUUUUUAAAUUAUUUAUUUGGGGAUUUUUAAAAUAGUGAAUAAAAUGCAAUGCGAUUCAUAUCAAGUUUGCAUUCAUCCUAAUUCAUCAUAAUAACUGGCAGUAUUUUCACCAUGGAUCAGAUUGUGAUACUGCCAUUGUGUCACCAUUCACCACCCAGCGUUAAUAAACCUUGUUCUGUUCUGAGUGCCAAACGUUUAUGUCAGACCCAUCUGCUCUGAUGUCAUCAAUAAAGUGUUAAUCAUAAUCUGGGA